Messenger RNA from Passer domesticus (house sparrow), 14396 nucleotides. It is a transcript of the gene BNC2, whose product is annotated as basonuclin zinc finger protein 2. Bases 546 to 3608 code for a protein of 1020 amino acids. The record is from RefSeq and is a predicted model, not a curated record. Gene Ontology annotation, cellular component: nucleus. Lineage: Eukaryota; Metazoa; Chordata; Aves; Passeriformes; Passeridae. Gene Ontology annotation, biological process: regulation of DNA-templated transcription. The transcript is spliced from 6 exons.
UUUCCAGCAGCCUUUCGUUUUCAUUCUAGCCUUUACUUUGGUUUGAUUUGAUUAAUAAAUGGUGUAGUAACACAAGCAGCCUUGCUUGCUAUCGGUGUGUUUCAGCCUUCAAAGGAACAAGCAGCCAGGCAAGGCGAAGUAGGGAGAUAAUAAAUAAAUAAAUGAGCUUUGUGCUGCGUGGACUGAGGGAAAACAAAUGUCUAAGAGGUUGCGCUAAACUUUAAGUGAGUUUGGGAUGUUGAAAUGGGAUGGCCACAUGGUUUUUACCGCCUCCUUCCUUUCACUAAAGAUGAGGAGUUAGUGUAAAAAAAGUGUUUGCGGAUGGAGGGAGGGAGGGAGAGUGAAGGUGGAGUGGGGUUGAGUCGGACAUACGGUGGUCUGAUCUAUUUUGGCCACCACCUUCUGCUCGGAAAUGAGUACGGUUUGCACACAAUGUAAAGUCAGAAGAGGCAGAAGUGGAUGUGAGAGACAGACACACACAGAGACACAGAGAGCGAAAGAGGGCAAGAGACUUGACUUUAAGAGACUCCUGCACUGACAACUCCAUGCAGUUCGGAACAAGAACGGCAGCGACCGACUCUGGUUUCAUGGGGACAUGGCAGAACACUGACACUAACCUCUUAUUCAGAAUGUCCCAACAGGCCAUCCGCUGUACACUGGUAAAUUGCACAUGUGAAUGUUUUCAGCCAGGGAAGAUUAACCUGAGAACCUGCGAUCAGUGUAAACAUGGCUGGGUGGCUCAUGCCUUGGACAAGCUUAGUACUCAGCACCUCUACCACCCAACUCAAGUGGAGAUUGUGCAGUCCAAUGUUGUGUUUGACAUCAGCAGCCUGAUGCUCUACGGUACUCAGGCUGUGCCUGUGAGACUGAAGAUACUGCUUGACCGACUCUUCAGUGUACUGAAGCAAGAAGAGGUGUUGCAUAUUCUACAUGGCUUAGGCUGGACACUGCGAGACUACGUUCGAGGCUACAUUCUUCAGGAUGCUGCAGGCAAGGUGCUGGACCGCUGGGCCAUCAUGUCCAGGGAAGAAGAGAUCAUUACCCUUCAGCAGUUCCUGAGAUUUGGAGAAACUAAAUCUAUCGUGGAGCUGAUGGCAAUUCAAGAAAAAGAAGGGCAGGCUGUGGCUGUGCCAUCUUCAAAGACAGAUUCAGAUAUAAGGACUUUUAUUGAAAGCAAUAAUCGCACCAGGAGCCCAAGUCUCCUUGCUCACCUGGAGAAUAGCAACCCUUCCAGCAUUCAUCAUUUUGAAAACAUCCCAAAUAGCCUUGCAUUCCUGCUUCCAUUCCAGUACAUAAAUCCAGUCUCUGCUCCACUGCUGGGGCUGCCUCCAAAUGGCCUCCUGCUGGAACAGCCAGCAAUGAGACUCCGUGAACCAAGCCUUACGACCCAAAACGAAUAUAAUGAGAGCAGUGAAUCUGAAGUUUCCCCUACGCCUUUCAAGAAUGAGCAAGCAUCCAGCAGGAAUGCUUUGACUAGCAUCACAAAUGUGGAGCCCAAAACUGAGCCAGCCUGUGUCUCUCCUGUUCAAACACCUACGCCAGUCAAUGAUUUAUCGAAAACAGAACACACAAAAAGCUCAUUCCGAAUUCACAGAAUGAGGAGAAUGGGGUCAGCCUCCAGGAAAGGAAGAGUGUUUUGCAAUGCAUGUGGCAAAACUUUCUAUGAUAAAGGUACUCUUAAAAUCCACUACAAUGCUGUGCACCUGAAAAUCAAGCAUCGAUGCACUAUUGAAGGCUGCAAUAUGGUCUUCAGCUCUCUCAGAAGCCGCAAUCGCCACAGUGCUAACCCAAAUCCCCGCCUCCACAUGCCUAUGCUAAGGAACAACCGUGACAAAGAUCUAAUUCGUGCUACAUCAGGUGCCGCUACUCCUGUCAUAGCAAGUACAAAAUCCAACCUAACUUUAACAAGCCCUGGGCGUCCACCGAUGGGGUUUACCACUCCCCCUCUGGACCCAGUACUACAGAACCCUCUUCCCAGUCAGCUGGUCUUCCCAGCUUUAAAGACUGUCCAACCUGUUCCUCCUUUUUACAGAAAUUUACUUACUCCUGGAGAGAUGGUGAGUCCUCCAACUUCACUCCCAACCAGUCCCAUAAUACCAGCUGUGAGUGGCAUGGAGCAGCAUCCCCCUCCUCCUUCAGAGUCAUCGGUACCUUCAGUGUUGAUGCCCACCCCAGAGCCCAAUGCAGACCUUGCCCCCAAAAAGAAGCCAAGAAAGUCAAGCAUGCCAGUUAAAAUUGAAAAGGAAGUUAUUGACACUGCUGAUGAGUUUGAUGAUGAAGAUGAAGAGGUGAAUGACAGGAGCACAAUGGUGAAUGACAUUGGUCAUGACAAUCACUGCCAUUCUCAGGAGGAAAUGAGCCCAGGCCUGUCUGUUAAAGACUUUUCCAAAAAUGACAGAAGCAGAUGUAUGUCCAGACCAGACAUAAGAAGGGCAGAUAGCAUGACAUCAGAAGACCAGGAGCAUGAGAGAGACUACGAAAAUGAGUCAGAGUCAUCAGAGCCCAAAUUGUGUGAAGAAUCCCUGGAAGGCGAUGAUCGCCUCCAUGAACCUGGUGAAAAAUCUAUGAUGCACAGUGACCGACCAGAUGAAAACCACAAUGACUCUUCCAACCAGGAUGUCAUUAAGGUGAAGGAAGAGUAUACAGACCCUACAUAUGAUAUGUUCUAUAUGAGCCAAUAUGGACUGUACAAUGGAGGCAGUGCCAGUAUGGCUGCUCUUCAUGAAAGUUUUGCUUCUACAUUCAACUACAGCAGCCCUCAGAAGUUCUCUCCAGAAGGUGAAAUGUGCUCCAGUCCAGACCCCAAGAUCUGCUAUGUUUGCAAGAAAAGUUUCAAGAGUUCCUACAGUGUGAAGCUUCACUACCGAAAUGUUCAUUUAAAAGAGAUGCAUGUCUGUACAGUGGCUGGCUGUAAUGCUGCGUUCCCAUCACGGAGAAGCAGAGACAGACACAGUGCUAACAUAAACCUGCAUCGUAAACUGUUGACCAAAGAACUGGAUGACAUGGGCUUGGACACUUCACAGCCUUCUCUUAGUAAGGACCUCCGCGAUGAAUUUUUGGUGAAGAUAUAUGGCGCUCAGCAUCAGAUGGGGCUUGACAUAAGGGAAGACACCUCCUCGCCUGCUGGCACUGAGGAUUCCCAUAUGAAUGGGUACGGCAGGGGCAUGGCAGAAGACUAUAUGGUACUAGACCUGAGCACCACCUCCAGCAUCCAGUCCAGCAGCAGUAUCCAUUCCUCAAGAGAAUCUGAUGCAGGAAGCGAUGAGGGUAUUCUCCUGGACGACGUCGAUGGGGCAAGUGACAGCGGGGAAUCUGCCCAUAAAGCAGAUGCCCCUGCCUUAGCUGUAGGUAUGGGCACCGAUGUCCCAGGAUCCCUCAUGUUCAACAGUGUUUCGGUGAGCAACGGUGGGAUAAUGUGUAACAUUUGCCACAAAAUGUACAGCAACAAGGGAACCCUCAGAGUGCACUACAAAACAGUGCACUUGCGAGAAAUGCACAAGUGCAAAGUCCCUGGGUGCAACAUGAUGUUCUCCUCUGUCCGUAGCCGAAACCGGCACAGCCAGAACCCCAAUCUGCAUAAAAACAUUCCUUUCACUUCAGUAGAUUAGGUCAAGGAUGGACACAGCAUAAUGCCAGCUCUCAGAGAGGGCCCACUACAUCUGAACUGCCGUAUAGAGUCUCCCUUUUUAUAUAUAUAUAUAUAUAUAUAUAUAUAUAUAUAUAUAUAUAUAUAUAUAUAUAUAUAUGUAUAUAUAUAUAUGUAUAUGUAUAUAUAUAUAUACAUAUAUAUACAUAUAUAUACAUGUAUAUGUAUAUAUACACACACACACAAGUAUACAUAUAUAUAUAUAAUUUUUUUCUUUUCUUUUUUAACAAAAGAAAAAAACACCAGGUGCUUUUUCCCCUUUCUUGGUUGUUGGGGUUUUUUUCUUUUAUAUUUUUUUGAUAAAAACAAAAACGUAGGACCUUUAAUUUGGGGGAAGAGACCCUUCAUAAAAAAAAAAAAUAAUAAAAAAAGAAAACCAAACAAAAAAACCAAACAAACAUCAAACAAAUAGAAAAACUGCAGUUGUCCCUAGCUCUGUUAGAAUGUUCUUGGUCAUCUCCAAAGAGCCAGUUUGUUCUUCCCUUAACUUUUGCCUGAAAAAAAAAACCCAACAAAAAAAACCCAAAACAAAAAAACAAAAAAAAAAGAACAAAAAAGAACAACAAAAAAAAUCACACAAAAAAAUCCCCCCAAAAAUAAAAAAAAAAAUUGCAAACAACAAAAAGAGAAAGAAAAAACAAUCUACUUAGUUGUCUUUGUGUCUUCUAAGCAUUGGGGAUAACGUUCUACUAAGCAUGGCUGUUACACUUGUAUAUAUAUAUUGAGCCUUGACAGGCCUAUGAUGUAAAACAAUUGUAUUGAUGGUGGUUUAACUCUAAUUUUUUUGCUUAAUUUUUACAGUUACAUUCAGCUGUUAGAUAAGCAGGAAAAAUAGUUUGCUGCCUAGUUUUACUCAUUUAUGUUAGCUUUAAUGCACAUUUUUAAAAGAACCACGGUCUUGUUUUAACUACCUGCUAGAUAUAAGUAAAACAGAGGUGCUGGCAUGCUUUACAGUACCUGAUUUGAUACAGUUUUUUUGUCUUGUACUAUUACAUAAAUCCAGUCAUGCACUUUUUCGUACACUACAAGGGGAUGUGUAAUAAUAUCCAUGCUUUUUUUUUUCUUAAACUAUUGCCAUAUUUUCAGUAAGUGUCUUUAAAAAAAUACACUUAGAUAAAAGUGAUCUGGUCAGUACGAGGGCAUGAAUGCCAAACAAAGAGUAUUAGUGUUUAGUGUUAAUACAAAAGUGCCAACUUUGCACACAUUUUGAAAAAAGAAAAUGUAGUUAUUCACCAUAUCCACAGUUGUACUUUUUGGACUACACACCGAAGAAUACUGGGGAGGGAACAGGGAUAAAGUGAAAUACAGAAUUCUUGGUGCUUUUUCCAAGUGCCAAUUAUUACUAGAAACAAGAGUGCAUCCUUAUUCCUUACAUACUACAUUGCAUAAAAGUGAAAAAAAACCCCAGAAUUUUGUCAUGUGAAACAGUAGAAAUUUUUUUUUGUCAGACAUGCAUAAUAUUUGGGGAUACAAAUGCUGAUACUACUUGUCACAGAACAAAGAUGAAUAUAAUUUUGUGUGCUUCUUAUUAUAGCCUGGAUUUUUGUGGUGUUUAAAAAAAGAAUCAAAACAAACAGGGAAAAAAUAUUAACUAUGUUGUUCUGUAAAGUUGUCUUUUUUGCAAUGGAAAGUGCUGUAGUAUGAUUAAGGCAUGUUUUAUAGAAAAAAUCAAAAGAAAUUAUUGGCAGAAGCACUUAGUAGCUCUGAAAAUAUAUGCUGGAAUUUUUAUUGAGUGACUUUCCCUUUGGAUAAAAUUAGAAGACAGAGAAAAAGGAUGUCUAGUUGUGUUAAUGUUUUGUGUUUCACUCGCAUGAUUUGUCAGAAAAUAACAAAAUUCCAAGAAAUAUAGUGAGCAAGAGAGCGAGCCCAACCAGAAGACAGAGAAGGAGCAAGCAAUUGAGAAAGGCAGAGAGAAAAGAGGCUGCCCUCCGCAGUUUUUUGUUUCCGAUGUUUACACAUGUUGCUUGAGCUGGUAAACCACACUGGCAGCCUUAGUUACCACAACAUACUGACAGAGAGAUGGUAUUUACUUAAGCUCAAUCUACAGCCAAAGCCAUUAGGAUGUGUGUUGUAGACUUUUCUUUACAAAACAAAUAAAAGUAACAAAAUCAAAAAGAAACAAACAAAGCAACCCCUAAGGGAUAUUUCAGCAUACAAUAAAAUAUUCCUUCAGUGAGAAUGUGUUCCUUUUCUGUAUUUACUGACCCAGAACAUUAUUCUUAGCAAAGAGUCAGAAAUGCUCCAUUGUUUCAGCUUGUCGCUGUAUUGUUUUGUUGUGCAUUUUGAUUAUUCUUACUUUUUAGGUCCACUUCAGUACUUAACUCUUAUUACAUUUUCUAGAGGAAAUUCUUAAUAUAGGUUUCCUCUUUUUUAGUACUUUUAAUGCAUUUCAGUAUUUUUGUUUCCAAAAGUAGGAAUCAAUAUCUAAUAAAUCAGUAUUUCCUUUUGUAGAAAAUAAAAGAAAAUAAUUUCUAAAUUAAUUCUCACUAUGUUCCUAUGAGUUACAAGCCUCUGAACGUUUUGGGUUUUUUUAUUUUGUGCACUCAUGAAGCCCUGAAAACAUUUGUGAAUUCCACAGAUACUGUAAGAAAAAUUUACCUUCUGGUUUAUCAAAAAGAAACUUUAUAGAAAAAAAGUAAGCUGUUUCACUGACAUUUUUCUUUCAUCUAUUUUAUUUUCCUCAAAAUCUCAACUACUUUGCCUUGUUAAAUUGAGUGAUCUGCUUUGUUUUGUUUUAUGUUGUGCAAGCUCAGUGUGUUUGCGAGAAAGGGAAAUUAGAACAGUAAGGGAGCAUUUUUCCAAAACACAUGAACCUUUGUAGUGUUACCUGUACUGCACUCUCAUCUCUCCUCCCAGGCUAAUAGGAAUAAGUAAUACAGAAAGUCUAAGAAAUAAAAGAACUCAAAUGGAAUUAUAUAUACAGGAAAAAAACCCCCACUCUUUUGUAGUAUGCACGGUAAAAUAAAUAUAAUUUUUUAAAUGAAAAACGCAUUUGAGGUAUAUAAAGAAUUCCUCACUGAAUGAAUCACUGUUCAGCAUUCUUAUUUCACUAUGAUUCUGUUAGAGGUCAAAUGGGUUUGGUAAGCUUGUUUGAAAAUUUACAUAUCACGUGUAGAUAAACUCAGCAGAUUAUUGACAUAGAAGAAAAAAAAAAUCUGUUUAUUACAGAAAAUUUAACAGCACAUAGUAAAAAGUAAGGAAAAAAGAUAAGCCUCCAAAAACUGUUAGGACCUCACAAGUCCUGUUUUUAAUUUCAUUCAGAUUUUGCUUAAGCUAUGUAGACAAUAUCAUCCCUGUCUUGUGGACAGAACACUACUUACUGUUAUUUUUAGGCAAAUCUUGGCAAAAGUAAUUUCUUCAGUGUUAGUGAUACUAAUGUCAGAACAGUCUUUUUCUUUAGAAGGACACUUACAUUUCCUUUGAAUUGAAUGGCAUUCCCCUCCUUUCAACUUAGCAUGCAUCUCUAUGAGAAUCUGUAUUUAUAAGAAUUGUUCUUGUGGUGGAAUUUAUAUCAUCUGACAUUAUCUGAAAAAUUCAUAAAGGGGCUCUGGCAUAGCAGCUUGGUUUUACUGAAAGCAGCAUUUCUGAGUGAUCUCAGCAGAGACCCAGAGUGCAGUAAUAAUGACCAAACAUUUCAUCUCUUCAGCACAGAACAUGGCCUGUAAUGGUGUGAUGACAUGAUAAGUACUGUGCAGUUGUUUAUGUUAUCACAAAUCUGUGGCUAUUCCUUCGGUUUCCAAACCUGUCAGUCUAAACCAUUUUACAAGAACUAGACCAGCUUUGAGGAAGAUCCUCUUCUCUUUACAUGGAGUUUGUUCCUUCUUUUUUGGUUCCUGUAGUUAUUGUGGUCACUCUUUCCAUAUUGUUUCACUGUUUUAUUCAAGGUAGUUGUAUUUUUCUGUAAAUAUCAAAAAACUUUGUCUGCAAUUAGAAGAUAACUGUACUGAAUCUCCUUUAGAAACAGAACUAUUUGUCUGGAAGUUGUUUAGGAUUUUUAUUUUCAUUGUGAGGGUUGUGGGGUAUGGUGUGUCAGGAAAGCAUAUGUUAAUGGUUAAUCACUAGGUGUCUUUUGAAAAACUGUACGAAAAUUUGGAAGGAAAACAGCACAGUCAAAGCACAAGAUUGGAAACCAUGAGUUUUAACAACCCUGGUAGACCCUUCUAACUUUUUAGCCUCACACAUAUCAUAUCACUUACCUACUUAUGUUUCAGUCUGUUAGACUAUCACUAAUACUAAUAUGAUUUUGCCCAUAAGUGUGCCCCUGUGAGGUCCAAUUGGCUGGUAUUAGUAAAGAGCUAAUUUAACUCAUAAAUAUUUUUGCACACCUUAAAAUAUUUAGUCAAUUUUUCUGAGCUAUAUCUCAAUCAGGAACAUUUUGUUAUGCCUGAGAUUUUAACCUUGCCUUUUAAAUUGUAGCUGAUACUGUGGUGACUCUGUAGACAUGCACACAUGGUAUAAGCACUGUCACUGAGUCACAGCUCAAUUUGACAAAAUGUGAAAGAUAUAGAUUAAAAACCUUAAUAGCAGAUGGACACUGCUCUUAAAGAUCUCUCAAAGGCUUUUCAUGUCUGAGCUCAUAAAAUUUGUAUGUUUCCUAGGGAUCUGUAGAGAUUUUACACAGAAGAAAUUCUGUAACUUGUUUGCCAUGGGUAAACUUCAGUGUAUCUUCCUUCCUUCCUUCCUUCCUUCCUUCCUUCCUUCCUUCCUUCCUUCCUUCCUUCCUUCCUUCCUUCCUUCCUUCCUUCCUUCCUUCCUUCCUUCCUUCCUUCCUUCCUUCCUUCCUUCCUUCCUUCCUUCCUUCCUUCCUUCCUUCCUUCCUUCCUUCCUUCCUUCCUUCCUUCCUUCCUUCCUUCCUUCCUUCCUUCCUUCCUUCCUUCCUGCCUGCCUGCCUUCCUGCCUGCCUGCCUUCCUGCCUGCCUUCUUCUGUCUCUCCCUCUCUUCUUCCCUUUCCACCUCUCUUCUUCCCUCUCUGUCUCCCUUCUUCCAUGUCUCCCUUCCUCCUGUUGUGGAACUGAAAGUGUACUCUUUCUGCCUGUUCCACAAGUUUAUACAUUUUCCAUUACCUAUAUGUUUCCCAUUCCAUCCCCCAAAAAAGGAACUGUGUAGGAAAAGUUAGUAGAGUCAGGUUCUGUGAAGUAGCUGACAGCAGUGGUCAGUACCUCAGUUGAUUUGGUCUAGUACAAUUAAUAGGAAGUGGGGCUCCCAGGAUGCACUUGAGGUUUCCCUGAGUUUUAGCCUUUCCAACCCAGUUGAGGAUCUAACAUAGCUAAGUAUAUGGGGUAGGAAUGUAAAAGAAACAAGACAAAGAGCUGUGUGGGUAUCAUGAAAGCUCACAAAUAUGCUAAUUCAAGGUCUGAUCUGUUCCAGAGAUAGGAACCAUUUUCAAGACCAGGGAUUUAUUUCCAAAAAUUUCUCUUUCAAUGUGUAUGAUAUUUUGUAAUCAAAAUGCUUGAUGUCAACCCAUUUUUCACAUGGUGGUCAUUAAGGAUGUCAGGUGCUGUCAGAAAAUAGGACAUAUUUUUACAAAUGUAUUUCUACUCAAAUUCUGCAGGACAUUUUGACAGCAACAUUGGUGGCAGAGUAAAUUAUAAGGAAGGGAAUGUGUGUGGUCAGGGAGUGAACACAUGCUCCUCUAAGUUUUUUUGCCACAUGCAUGAACAGAACUGUUACUUCUUCAGUCCCCAGAAUGUUUUUGUCACUUUUCUUUUUGGGUUAACAGAAUCACUCUUUUUAUUUGAAAAGAGAAGCAAAGGUGUCUGUACGAAGGGCAAGGAGGCAGCAGGAGUUCUCUGUGGGGAAAAGGUGAAUGGCAGACACAUGAUGGCAGCUGGUAUAUUUCAGUUCCUUCUUAGUUUUGUUGGUUUUUUUUUUUCCUUAUGUAGUGACAUAAGGAAAAGACUUUGCUGCUAUAGUAACUUAACAAAACAGUGACUGUAGUGCUACUUUGCUAGAUAAGCAUCAGCAUAUCCUGCUGUUGCCACAUGAUGAGUUGAGCUUUUUUCUCCUGUUCUGUAGGGACAUAAAAGGAACUCUUUUCCAUGCCCAUUUCUACUUCAGGAACAGAGUAACAUCAUAUGAUGGACUGAACCUUUCACCCACAUGUUUGCCCAAAUACAUGUCUGUUCCAGUCUCAUGGUUUCUGUCUCUUCCUGCCAACACUGCAGCAUUGUCACUGCCUUUAAAAUGGCUGUUAACAGAGUGAAGUAGCAACUAUUUUACAUAAGUAGUAUUAUCUGGAGUUUGUAGUUAACCAGUCUUGUGUGGCUUGUUUUCUCUGUUCAAGUCAUGAUAUUGAAUGACAGGUUUGAUUUUUUGAUCAAGGUAUAUUGAUCAUGUAUAUCCCAAUACUGUUGCUGUUAUGUUUGGCACUGACACUUAAAUGAAAAUGGUUCUGGACCACCAAAGGGUUAAAAAAUGGACAUGUUUUUGACAAGUCCUCUGACUUUUGCCAGUAUUAUUGUUCAUUAUGAUGACACUGUGUUUUUUUAAAUAGCAGCUGUAGUUGUCAUGAAACUAUUUUCCCAUUCCUCUCCUUUAAAGUGUGAUGUUGUAAAUUCAUGUGACCUUUCCUGCAAAGAAUAAAUAUUUCUUUUUUUAUAUAAGAUCUCAAGACAAGGCUUGUUUUGUAACAAAUAGUGGCCCAUUACAAAGCAGGAAAAAAACUGAGCUGAGCAGCAAGAAGCUUCAGUUCAAUUUCACCUCAUAUCUUUCUAAUAACUUACUUGUCACUUUAUUACCUUCCAGUAAUGUGAAUGCUGCUGACAAGACUGUCACACUAACAGCAGACAACACCCUCUCUUCCUUAGCCCCAGCUCUCCUGGCUACUUAUUGCACUGGCCCUGAAGGGACACAAACUAAUAGUGUGCUUUCAAGUUCAGCACUUGGCCAUCAAAUAUAAAAGGAUGUGUAAUUGCCUGUUUAUCCCCUGUGAAGGCGAAAUUGAGUGUAAGAACCAGGCUUUCCCUCCCCAUUCCCUAACACACACACACAUGCAGACACACACACUCGCACACAAAUAUGCACACACAUUUGCAGUGAGUGAAGGGAAGUCCCAUCUGGAACACUUUGAUUUGUCUUUGGGAAGCCCAAGGCUGCCACUGGCUGCUCUAUCGAGCUAUCAGGUAGACAGUAACAAGAUGGCUUCUUAGCAAAAGGUCAGCUGAGAAAUACUGUCUGUAAUGGCACUUUUGUCUGCUUAUGUAGCAACUAAUUGCUUUGUAUUGGCAUAAGCCAUACUGUGCCUGCUAGAAAUAGUUGUUUGAAUUUGCUACAUGUCUUGCUGCAUAGGUUCAGUGUCAAACAGGAUGCACAGUCUAUUUUUUUAACUGGUUUAGCCCAUCCCUGGGCAAAUUUCAGAUCAAUAUCAUCCUCUUGGGUUCCUGUCAUGAAAGCCAAUUCCCUAUAUCCCAUUCUAUUGUCAUAGGAAAAUCUCCUGCUUAAGUCAGCAUGAAAUUCAGUAAAGUUUAUCUUAGAUAAACAUAUCUGAGAUACAAUCUGCUGAUCUCAUGAAAGGAGGAAUUUUUGUUGUGAUUUAUACCUUCAUUUGCAAGAGCACUGCUAAAAGUACAGGCUCCAGAAAUGCUUCUCAGAUAGGCCAUCAGAAGAGAGAGAGUUUUAUAGUGAAGUAUCUUGAGAGCAAUGCUAUGUUUUAAGAAAUUUUAAGUGCAUGAAGCCAGUGUACCUGACUGGAGUGACUCCCCUUCCAUUCUAUUGUGUGCAUUCUGACUGCUGAAUAGCAGUUGAAAAUUGAGGUAGGCAGAGGAGCUGCUGAAGAAUGCUUUUCUUGCAGGGUCUGCAGCAUUCCCAUGCCAAGAUCAUAACACCGGUCCUGUGUGUACCUGUGAGCAUUGGGCACUGUGGGUUGAGCAGUGCUGGCAGCAAGUGCAGCACCAAAAAGUCAAACAUAGGUUUCAGACAAAGUCCAAGACCAAGAGAUCUAAACACAGCCAUUUUGGGAUCAAUCCAUGGCAUUGGUUGGCUGCAGCACCUCUUUGCUGGUUUCAGAUGCUAAUACUGUCAACAGCCCUGUGUGGUAAUUUGGUGUUUGCUGCAACAGAGGUGAUGGUGCCCACCAUAAAUAUGCUAAGGUCUUUUACCAGUCAAAGGUCACUGAUCAUUUCCCUCCUUUUCCUUCCGAGUUCAUCAGAAGCUACAAGGGUGAAACCAACAGACAAAUUCCUGAGGCCUGUUUGUAUCAGAAGUCUAAAGGCUGAGCCCAGACUCUGUUCCCGUGUCAACUCCAUGUGUACAUGGCACUGAUGGAGGUUGAAGCAGCCAGAUGAGCUGACCUGCGAUGAUGAGCUUGGGGCAGCCUUUCUUGCUGUACCAUUUCCAAGGCUGUUUGUGAAAACUGAGGACGUUCUGAUUGAAGAAAUAACUUGUGUCCUUUGUGUGUGUUUGUGAAUAUGUAUGUGAGUGCGAAUGUGACAGACAGAGGAGAAAGAGACACAGUGUCAGAACAAGAAGCCUUAAAAUUAAGAUUAUAAGUAAGCAAAAUUCUAUCAUUUCCAUCACACUUACAUAGGUGUGUGUAUAUAUAUAUAUAUGUAUAUGCAUGUGUGUAUGUAUGUAUAUAUAUAUAUAUUUCCUCAUGAAUGUAAAAGAACAGGAAGAGUCAGGUAAAUAUCGAAUGUGUAGAGAGAUUUUUCUGGUGUUCUACAGAUUUUGUACAUUGCUUCCUUCAAACAUUUGGACACAAGUAUGUUAGGAAAAUUAAGAAAAGCAUCCAGGACAAUUAUAUUUCUAGAGAAGAAAGAGAGAGCAAGACUAGCUAAGUGAUGCAUAAAGAUUUUAUAAGGCAUCCAUUGUCAAACAAAAGGUUGAGAAUGAUCAGAGGAUAAUGCACAGUUAGGAUGGCAAACUCAUCAAUAGUUAAUUACAACCUGUCCAGUUCUGCCACAAAAUGCAAGAAGCUAUGAACAGCAGCUCUGGGGCACCAGUGGCAGUUGUGCAUGCACAUGUUCAUGCCUGAGUGUGGGAGCAUUAUGCAGUUGUCACAUCCAGAUCAAGACAUUUUCACAUCCCUGUCCCCCCACCACCUCCUGUACUGAUGGGGCAGAAUGCAUCCCGCCCCAAUUACACCUGUGAAAUGGUACGGUAGCCACAUGAACUGUGAUUCUAAGGAUGUUCUUCUUAGUUUACCCAAUGACCUACAAAAUAAAUAGGGACACCUAAGCUGUACAAAGGCAGAUUUAUUCAUUAUUUUUCAACUAUAAUUUUACAUUUGGAAUUUUUUUUUAAGUUUUUUUUUUUUUUUUUUUUAACAAAUACUUGUACAACCUUCAGCCAUUGCCUUUAAUUUUCCCAUUUGCUUUACCACCCCUUAUACUUUCAUUCCAGGACAGUGUCUCAUUAAAAUUCUCUCAGAAAAGUAACACAUCCUCCUAGUGUUCUUCAUUUUGGAAAGUUUUAUGCAUUCCAUCUGUAAAAAUGGUUACUGUUUGUAAAGUGGCAAGUUAAUAAAAUGGCCACUGCUAUGUGUGUGUGUUUCAUUUAGCUAUUUAAAAAAACAAAAUUCAGCAUGCUGCUUUUUCUUGUGCAAACUUUGGUUCCUAUAUCAUAUGGGGCUCCUUUCCCAGAACGUAGCUUGUUUUUGAUGGGGCAACAUUUGUGUUCUCAGUUCAAGCCUCCUGCCAGUUCUCCAGUUUAUAAGAGUGAUCUGCGUUCCAGUGCAAUGUAUGUGCAACAGGUGUGCAAAUAAGUUAAUCUGAAUCUGAACACAAUCUACAUUUACCCUGGCUGAAAUUCCACACACUUUUACUUACCACAAACAGUUCACUGCAACCUGUUUGUACCUAUACAAAUAACUCUUUGUAGGGAUGGCUGAAGCAGUUUGAAGUUUCGUUGUUUGACCGAAGGCUCUUGCUCACUGUCACAAUUGACAUUUUAACAGCUUUUAACAUAGAAGGUCAAACACAGUGAUUUCCUCUAUAACUGUCUGCUGUGUUUCAGUUCUCCUGAACUGGAGAGAUGAGGUUCAUAGGGAGAUGUAAACUGAGAUAAACUGGAUUUGAACCUUCAUGUAUUUGGAAGUUCUUAGGGGUCUGGCAGUGUGUUCAGUCACAGAGGCAUAAAGCCUGGAAACCCCUUUCUCAGUAGGCAUGGGAGGGCUCUCACAGCCUGGCUGCAACCCCCUGUGGCAACCAGCGAUGCACCAGCAGCAGCAAGGGGGCUGCUGUGUAGAGAAUGGAGAGCUUGCUGAUGGCUGGCAAAGCUGGGCUUCAUCCAGUGGACUUUGUCAAGACAUGCUCCUGGGGUAUCCCAGCCAGGCACAGGAAACAGUGGAGUCAAGGCCUGAUGGACAUUUUUUACAAAGGUCUUUCUCUGUUUGGAAUAGAGGAAGUUUUUCAUUUUCACUGAUUGAUCUCAAUGUGAGCAAAACGUGAAUGCUCUGCUGUCCUGCCUGCAGAACCAAAGCAUGCACUAUGGAAUAUAGCUGUACAAGGGGAUACAAAAAUUUGCAUCAUGUUGAUCUAAUAAUCGUGACAUUAGUAGCUUCAUAAAUAUUGUAUGUAAUCUAAACAAGUUUUUUCCAUGAGUAAUCUGAGGGAAUUAAAAGUCCUGUUUUAAUUUGACAUUUCUUUUCUUGUAUUUUCUGUACUGUAACAGUCCUACAAUAUGUCUUUUGCAUAAAAUGCAUAAGGUUUUGGGGAUAUAAAUGGAGUUUUACUCAUACUUUGUCCAAAUACCUCUUGUAAUUUGUAUCAAAAUUCUUGUACAAUUUUUAUAUUAAAGAUUUAUCACUCACUGA